Messenger RNA from Notechis scutatus (mainland tiger snake), 8554 nucleotides. It is a transcript of the gene PTPN4, whose product is annotated as protein tyrosine phosphatase non-receptor type 4. Lineage: Eukaryota; Metazoa; Chordata; Lepidosauria; Squamata; Elapidae. Gene Ontology annotation, cellular component: cytoplasm; cytoskeleton; cytoplasmic side of plasma membrane. Gene Ontology annotation, molecular function: protein tyrosine phosphatase activity; cytoskeletal protein binding. Gene Ontology annotation, biological process: protein dephosphorylation. The record is from RefSeq and is a predicted model, not a curated record.
GGGAGGCGACGACCGAACCCUCCUCCUCCUCCCCCUUCUUCGCUCGUGGCUGGGGAGGCGGGAAGACUCGAUCGCCUUCCGCCUGCCUCUCCUCUCUCUCCCUCCAUCCUCGCCUUUUCUGCUUGCAGGAGGAAUGUGGGGGGGCCUUGAGUUGAGAGUGGGGCGCUGGGGGCAACGGCUGCGGGAGACCCCCCUUCCUUUCGGCCUGCUGUUGCGUGGGGGCACAAGAACUAAACUGAACUGAGCGGAGGGCUUGAACUCACCCUAUUUUUUUGGGGGGGGGAAUACCCCCCCUCCUCCUGCUUUCCACUUUUUUUUUUUUUUUUUUUACCUUUCGGCUUUCGAGUUGGUUUGUUGCUUCGUUGCCGUUCUCUGGAAGGACGAGGCUUGUUAUAUAUGAAGACGCUGUGUGGACAGUAAUGACUGGACGUUUCCGAUUGCCUGCUGGCAGAACCUACAAUGUACGAGCAUCUGAGCUGGCACGAGAUAGACAGCAUACAGAGGUGGUCUGCAAUAUUCUUCUUCUAGAUAAUACUGUACAAGCAUUCAGGCUUAACAAACAUGAUCAGGGACAAGUUCUGUUGGAUGUAGUUUUCAAACAUCUUGAUCUGACUGAGAGAGACUAUUUUGGUUUACAAGUGGCUGAUGAUUCUACUGAUAACCCUAGGUGGCUGGAUCCAAACAAGCCAAUUAGGAAACAGUUGAAAAGAGGAUCACCCCACAAUUUGAACUUCAGAGUCAAAUUUUUUGUAAGCGAUCCUAGUAAGCUUCAAGAAGAAUAUACAAGGUACCAGUAUUUUUUGCAAAUUAAACAAGAUAUUCUUACUGGAAGAUUGCCCUGUCCUUAUAAUACUGCUGUACUCUUGGCUUCCUAUGCUGUUCAGUGUAAGUACAUAUCUGAACUGGGAGACUACAACCUUACGGAUAACUUCCCAGGCUACCUCUCAGAUUACUCUUUCAUCCCUGGCCAGCCUCAAGACUUUGAAAAAGAAAUAUCCAAACUACAUCAGCAACAUAUAGGUUUGUCUCCAGCUGAAGCAGAGUUCAGUUAUCUCAGUACUGCCCGAACCUUAGAACUCUAUGGAGUUGAACGGCACUAUGCAAGGGAUCAAAGUAAUAAUGAAAUUAUGAUUGGAGUAAUGUCAGGAGGCAUAUUCAUUUAUAAGAACAGGGUACGAAUUAACACCUUUACAUGGUUGAAAAUCAUAAAAAUUUCUUUUAAGUGCAAGCAGUUUUUCAUUCAACUUAGAAAAGAAUUGCAUGAAUCUAGAGAAACUUUAUUGGGAUUCAACAUGGUGAAUUACCGAGCAUGUAAGAAUUUAUGGAAAGCUUGUGUAGAACAUCAUACUUUUUUCCGGUUGGACAGACCACUGCCACCUCAGAAGAACUUUUUUGCACAUUAUUUUACUUUAGGGUCAAAGUUUCGGUACUGUGGGAGAACAGAGGUCCAGUCUGUACAAUAUGGCAAAGAAAGGGCAAACAAGGACAGGGUGUUUGCCAGAUCCCCAAGUAAACCUUUGGCUCGCAAAUUGAUAAGUGGGAUGGACUGGGAGGUUGUCAGCAGAAAUUCAUUGUCUGAUGACAGGUUAGAAACUCAAAGUUUACCAUCCCGCUCUCCACCUGGAACCCCUAAUCAUCGCAACUCCACAUUUACUCAAGAGGGAAACCGUUUUCGGCCAUCUUCAGUUGGACAUUUAGUAGACCAUGUAGUCCAUACUUCACCCAGUGAGGUAUUUGCAAAUCAUCGGUCGCCUUCUUCUACACAGGCCAAUAGUAUAAUUCUAGAAUCAUCACCGUGUCAAGAGUCCCCCAUAGAUGGCCAACCACCUGCACUGCCACCUAAACAAUCUAAAAAGAAUAGUUGGAACCAAAUUCAUUAUUCACAUUCACAGAUAGAAUUGGAUAACCAUAUAAAUGAAACAUAUGAUGAUGAUUCUUCCUCGUCUCCCGAAAAAUCUACUCCAAAUGGUGGGAUUCCUCAUGACAAUCUUGUUCUGAUCAGAAUAAGACCUGAUGAAAAUGGCAGAUUUGGUUUCAAUGUAAAGGGUGGAUAUGACCAGAAGAUGCCUGUCAUAGUGUCUAGGGUGGCCCCAGGAACACCUGCAGAUGUUUGUGUCCCUCGUUUGAAUGAAGGAGACCAGGUUGUAUUGAUUAAUGGCAGGGAUAUAUCAGAACACACCCACGAUCAAGUUGUUAUGUUUAUUAAAGCUAGCUGUGAGCGGCACUCAGGGGAACUUGUGCUCCUAGUUCGACCCAAUGCUGUUUACGAAGUAGUAGAAGAAAAGCUAGAAAGUGAGCCAGAUUUCCAGUACAUACCUGACAAGUCCCCACUUGAUGGAAUUCACCAGGAUGACAAUGCUCUGAGAGAAUCAAUGUUUCAGCAAGCAGAAGGGCUUAUCACUGGAACAGUCUUGGCUCAGUUUGAUCAACUUUAUAGGAAGAAGCCUGGGAUGACAAUGUCAUGUGCCAAAUUACCUCAAAAUAUUUCCAAAAAUAGAUACAGAGACAUUUCGCCUUAUGAUGCUACACGGGUCAUUUUAAACAGUAAUGAAGAUUACAUCAAUGCAAAUUAUAUAAAUAUGGAAAUUCCUUCUUCUAGUAUAAUCAAUAAAUACAUUGCCUGUCAAGGUCCUUUGCCCAACACUUGCCCAGAUUUUUGGCAGAUGAUCUGGGAACAAAGCUCUUCGAUGGUUGUUAUGUUAACUACUCAAGUGGAAAGGGGCAGAGUAAAAUGUCAUCAAUACUGGCCAGAGCCUGGCGGAAGCUCUUUAUAUGGGAAUUUCCAAGUCACCUGUCAUUCAGAAGAAGGAAAUCCUGCCUAUGUCUUCAGAGAGAUGACAUUAUUUAACUUGGAGAAAAAUGAGGAUCGUCCACUCACUCAGAUCCAGUACGUAGCAUGGCCUGAUCAUGGAGUUCCUGAUGAUUCCAGUGAUUUCUUAGAUUUUGUAUGUCUUGUCCGGAAAAGAAGGGCUGGGAAAGAAGAACCUGUUAUUGUUCAUUGCAGUGCAGGGAUUGGACGAACUGGAGUUCUUAUUACAAUGGAAACAGCAAUGUGUCUUAUUGAAUGUAAUCAACCUGUUUAUCCCUUGGAUAUUGUAAGAACAAUGAGAGAUCAAAGGGCAAUGAUGAUCCAAACACCUAGUCAAUACAGAUUUGUUUGUGAGGCUAUUUUGAAAGUAUACAAAGAAGAACUUGUUAGACCUUUAAAGACAUCACUGAACAAAUAGGAAGCAAAAGAAGAUUUCAGAGAAUAUUCUACAUAAGACACAAACUGUACUUGUGCUAUAAUGUUUCUUGAAAUAAAUGAUGUCUGAAAAUAAUGAAGAACUGAAAAGGACUUCAGCACUAUUGCACUUUAAGUUAAAACUGAAAAUCAGUCUCUAAAACACUAUGAUUUUUCUGUGUUGAAAGACUCCAUUCAUGCUUUGCUUCAAACAAGCCACAGAAUUAAUGAACUCCAUGAGUUCUGGAUAAUUUUCCAGACUUGGUUGCAGUGCCAUAUAGCCCUUUUGUUCGAAAUACUACAAAAAAGAAAAAGGAAAAAAAAAGAAGCUUGGAAUACUUUCAUUCUUUACCACAAUACAUGCAAAGCUAUUUCUUCCAAUGCAAAAGUUGUCAUGUUAUUUGCUACCUUUUAUUUUGGUGAAAUAUUAGCAAUAUUCUUUUAUUAUUAACACUGCCUACUGAAACAGCACAUUUUUCCCUGUGCCCUUCUAGAACCUAACCUGAUUACUAAUGGAAGGCUGCAGUAUGAUCUAACCCAAUAAUAGCUGCAUAGUGGCCCGCUGAACCAACAUUUUGUUUAGUUGGUAUAUGAACAUUCUUUGUACUACUACGUUCUGUUUCUGUUUCUCAGCAGAUUAUAGCACCAGUUUGUUCUGAAACAUUGAUGGGUUACCCAUGGGAAUGAAUGUGUGUAUUUUGUCUUAACCCCUUAAGUGCCUUGAGACUUACAGUGUAUGUCUUAAUGGCAAGGGACUUGUGGCCCUCAAGGGGAAGCUAUCAUAAUUAGAUUCAUUUUGAAAUAUGAUCCUUGGUGCUUAGAAUAUGGUACAGUAAGGGGUCACAAAAAUACUGUUCCUAAAUGCUGUUCCUUUUGUCUCUAUAAGUACCUAUGGGUACAUUUACUGUGGGUAGCAAAAGCACUCUAGCCUAUUAAGUAUAUAACCUUCGUUUACUGCUAUGAAUUGAAAUGGAAAUUCUGACACAUUCCUUUCAACUGGUAAACUGCUAGCAAUUUAUAAUUGAAAGUCAAUGUAUUGAUUUAGAAUUUGUUCUGUUUUUCCCUCGCAUUGAAAAGUAGUAACUUGACUAGGAUAUAACAUUUUAAUUGUAUUGAUCUUCUGCUUGAAAUGUGAAGAUCUACGGUGAGAUUUCCCUAUCGUAGUUAUUUUUCUCCAAGUUCAUGUUUGUUGUUUCUUAAGUGAUGUUUAUAUUUUUUUUAAAAGAAAAAUGUUUCAUUGAAGUUUUAUCAUUGUCCCCUAGAGCUUUCCGAUAAGCUCUUUAGGUCUUUCUGUGAUAAUUUAUUCAGGAAUUGGCAUAUACCAUUGGAAUUAGCAGUAGCUGAACAGAUUGCAUAUAGGUUUGUUUUUUGUUUCGUUCAGAAAUGUUUCUAGGCAGUUAAAACCCACUAGGCAAUGAAUAAUCCUUCCCUAUUUACAUUGACAAUUUAAUUCUUUAUGAACUUAAAUCUGUCUGUAGUUAAAUAUUUUGAUUUGCUGCCAGGUUUUUUUUUUAAAUGAAAUAUGCAGAAUAUGGAAUGAGAAUAUGAAGUUUAUAAAAUUCAUUUGUGUGUAUGUGUGCAUGUAUAGAAAGAGAGUGAAUGAGCAUGUAUGUGUAUAUGUAUAGAUAUGCACACACACACACUCUUAUAUUGUAGUGGGAGAAACUUACAGAUAUGUCAAUAGAUCAGGAGGCACUUUCUCCAAAUCCCCUUUUCCUGCUGUCAGUUGUACUUUCUUAGAACUUGUAGAGGGCUGGAAAUAGAGGUAUCUAUUUCUCAUAACUGCUUCCACAGAGGAAUCCCUCACCUUAGAUUAAGAGUCUUCCAUGGAUAGGAGAAACUUCUGUACUGUAGGUACAUGAUGCCUCGAUCCAACUAUGAUGCAUUGAGGAAAUUCCCAGUUAGUUUAAAUGUUAUAUAACCCUAUGCCAUGAUGUGAAAUGAAGGAGUUAACAAAAUAUUUUACAUUUGUUUUAAAUAGGUUUGUAAGCUAAGCAGUACUGUUUCUUCACAAACCAAAUCUAGCAUAUUUCUUUAAUAGUUCUUUAUUGCCUACACACACACAUGCACACCACAGUACUACCAUCAAGGAAUUGAUCAGCUAUUCUUUUUUUACCCAUCUUGUGGUUCAAGCAAGAUUGAAUCUUGUAAAACUACCACAUUCUUAAAAGAGCUUUUUCCAAUCUGUAGAAAUGUAGUUGUGUUUUCACAAACUGAAGCAAAUGCGAAAUGCACUUCUAUUUCUGACAGCAGUGAAAGUGAAGGGAGUGAUGGAAUCAAGAUUAUUGUAGAUGAAAUAACGGAAAGAUCCACAGGCUUUUGAUGGACUGUUAUUAUCUGUAGAAAUAAGAGAUAGAAGAGGAGUUUCAUACAAUAAAGUGCAAUGUGGGAACAGGCAUCGAAGGUCUGCAGUCAUCUAAACUUGUCUUACACAUUGGUGUAAGCAAUGUAAACCUUUUAAUGGAAUGUCUGCAGUGGUCGUUCUUACUACUGCUAGUUUUUGGUAAAUGCAAAUAAUAAACGUACAUCUAGUCAUGUUUGCUUAAAAAGAAGCUUUGUAACUGGAAAGUGGGUGUUGACUUAGAUACUAUUUUUAAUUGCUAUACCAUCAUGCUGGUUAUUUGCAAGAUUGGUUUGCAUUUGGAACAAGUUAAAAUAUAUUAAAUUAUUAUACCUAUUAUACCAUUAAUUAAGCCACUUAAUGAUUUUACUAUUGCAAAUAUAUAUGUGCAAUAGUAAGAUCAUUAAAUAUAUAAAUUGUCUCUUUGUAAGAUUGUUGAAGGGAAAAAUCGGAUGGCUCAGCAAUGUGUAUUAUUAAUAUUGUACAUACACUCAGAUUUGUUGGUUGCCAAGGUAAUUUAAAUCUACAAGAAACAUUGCUACACCAAGAUACAGUAAUGUUGGAGCAAAAUUUUGGUAUUUGGUAUGUUUAUGCAACAUAGAGACAGAAAUUUUAACCAUCUUAAUGUCUUACCUCCAAGCUGAUUUAAGACUUACUAAUCCAUGCCAACAAAUACAUUUUGAAAUUAUAUUUCCUUGGUAGGGUCACAAAAUUAAUUAAAAUUAAAUUAAAGAAAUUUAAAUGUCUAAAUUAGAUAAAUGGAAUAAUAAAAGUAUCUUUAUGUCUUUGAAAUGAAUAUUCAAAGUACAUCUGCCCACUAUGCUAUUAAUAUUUUACUAAUAUUUUAUAUGACCUAAAAAUUAAUACUGCUAAUUGCUUUGCAUUGGGUUAUGAGGAUCUGCAUCAAGCUGAAAAGAAAAAUAUUUUUGUAUGUGUUUCAUUCUGUAUAAAACAUGAAAAUGUGUUUCAGGCAUAAUAUCAUAUAAAAUGAUAAGUGUUAUGGAUGUCGGAUUUUAUGGAGAAAUAUUUUCUUACUAUUUGCUAAAAAAACUGGGGAGAAAAAUUGUAACAUUUCCUGUUUUCUAAUUCAAAUUGCUUUCAUUGUAAAUAAGAGCAAUAGGGUAAUAGUUUUGUGCCAAUGUAUUUUUUUUUUAAAUGUUGAAAAUUAUAACUAUUUAAGGUACUUUUGAAAAUUUGUUUCAUGCAGAAAUCUAGGACUCUAAGACUUGUUAAAAAGGUUUUUGUUUUAUUUUGCUAUUUAAGUUGUGUGGCUUCGGGGUGAUGGGGUUAUACCAAGUUAAAUAUAAAAUAUCCAUAGCCAUUUUCUGAGGAAUACAAUUGACUAAUUGCACCAAUUAGAGAAAUCUCUCCAAAUCUGAGUGGAAUAUGCAUCCCUAGUAACAGAGCCAUUCACCAUUUGCUUAUUGCUGAAUAUUGUGAGCAUAGAAGCAGAUCUCUCCAGAUGCAUUAAAAUAACCAUGCCCCUAUAUUUUUAUUAGUAGGAGUAGUAGUACGUGAAGAAAAUUGUUCUUGGUAUAGUUGAUGGAAACAUUUGGACAAGUAACUUUAGGAUAAAAGUUGGACUAUGUUAAAUUACAGCAUUAUCUGCCAUUAUAGAAACAAUAAAGUCCACCAUGUACUCUGCAGGCCAAAAUAUUUUACUAUUUUAAUUCCCCUCCCCCUAAAAUCAUGCUGCAGCUUUCAUCAACAGCUUUAUAUAAAGAUUUCACAAAUCUUUUCUACUUGUAAAAUACACAUUAAUUCUAAUAUCUUCAAGUGUUGUAGUAUCCUGCAAUUAAUUAUUUAGAAAUGCUGCUCUCCUCUAAUCAGAAGGCCCAAAAUGCAAGUGAAGAGAGCUGGAGAGAGGGUUUUUUGAUAGAACUAGUAUAGAUGGCACUUUGUUGGAAGCAAAGUACAGAUUACAAAGUAACAUAUAUGGGAGGUGCAAUGAUUUGCUUCAGUUGCAGCUGUGUAGGGAGGAUAAGUAGUAGAGAGAAAGUGGGAUAUCAGAAAUUUUUACAUCUCGUGGAGGCAGAAUUCCCUUAUAUUUUUAGAAGGGUUCUGCUUGAUGGACAAAGAUUACAACUAUGCAGGCCUUCAGUUGGCAAUGGAUGAUUCCCAGGUCCUAUAGCAUGUCUGCCCCAGAUACUGUAUUAAGCCAUAUAUGUUCCAUUCAAGUGUCCCUCUUCACUGUGACUAAGCUGUCUACAAGGAAUGGAGACAUCUGAUAGUAGUAAUCUUAAAUUAAUGUAUAGUUGACAACAAUCUCAAAUUAUUUUGAUUUCUACAUGUUUCUAGAUGUAUCCAUACAUCUCCACAUGAUGUAAAGCAUAUUGGCCAGAAUAUUGUCUGCAUGUGUAUUUCACCCAUACGAUAGUGUAUAAAGUGGCAGGAAAGAACUCAUCUUGCCCUAGUUAUUAAUAAAUUUCUAGCUGUUAUAAAAGAGUAGAGGACCAGAAGAAUUAUUUUUCUUCUUCCAGAAUCCCUAUGAAUUUUACAAUAAGGCUUUUCACUGAAGAAAAGUUCCAGCAAAAAUAUUUCCCCCUCUGUAUGUAGCCAUUCACCAUUUGCUUAUAGCUGAAUAUUGUGGGCAUAGAAGCAGAUCCUCGGAUGAAUUAAAAUAGCCAUGGUAGUGAUUUAUAGUAUAUCCAACUGAACAUAAAACAUUUUGCAAGUUGGAUUUGCUUCCAAGCAAAUGAGUUGAGAAAUACCUUUUGAGAGAGAUGCCUUAACUGCAAAUACAGUGACUUGGAUCUAAAAAUACUCUUGUAUUUGUGAGAGGUUUCUGGAUUACAGAAGGGGAUUCCUGCAAUGGCCUUCCCCAAUCUGGGUAUCUUCCAAAUUAAUGUGGAAUUCUGGAAGCUAAAAUCCAUACAGCCAACGGAUUCCCAGAUUGGGAAAGGCUGCCUAACAAUUUCUGUUUACUGUUAUUACAGAUCUGUGCCACAACACAUGCCAUUGGUUCCUACUAUUCAGAAUGGAAUUUAAAU